This is a messenger RNA of Meyerozyma guilliermondii ATCC 6260, 1644 nucleotides long. Its product is annotated as sugar porter family MFS transporter. Lineage: Eukaryota; Fungi; Ascomycota; Pichiomycetes; Serinales; Debaryomycetaceae. Gene Ontology annotation, biological process: transmembrane transport; carbohydrate transport. The transcript has a single exon. Bases 1 to 1644 code for a protein of 547 amino acids. Gene Ontology annotation, molecular function: carbohydrate:proton symporter activity. Gene Ontology annotation, cellular component: plasma membrane. The record is from RefSeq and is a predicted model, not a curated record.
AUGUCACAACAAGAACUUGAUUCGGGAGUUCAGACUCCCAUCAAUAAUGACUCUUUGUUAGUCAAAGAUGACAAACCAGAAGAGGAAGAAGAAGCAUUACCUACGUUGGACGACAGUGACAAGAAACAUAUUGCCGUUUCCAUUUUCUGUCUUUUGAUUGCGUUUGGUGGUUUCGUGUUUGGUUUCGAUACCGGUACCAUUUCCGGGUUUGUUAACAUGCCUGACUUUAAGCAAAGAUUCGGACAACUUGAACAUGAUGAAUACACUUUGUCGAACGUCAGAACUGGUUUGAUGGUUGCCAUUUUCAACAUUGGAUGUGCUGUCGGUGGUAUUUUCUUGUCCAAGGUGGCUGACAUGUACGGAAGAAGAGUGGGACUUAUGUUUUCCAUGCUUAUCUAUGUGAUUGGUAUCAUUGUGCAAAUUUCGUCUCUGGAUAAAUGGUACCAAAUUUGUAUUGGACGUGCCAUUACUGGUUUGUCGGUUGGUAUUGUUUCUGUGUUGUGUCCCUUGUUCAUUGGUGAGUCUGCUCCCAAGAAAUUGAGAGGUACUUUGGUGGUGGUUUUCCAGUUGUUCAUCACAUUGGGUAUCUUUUUGGGUUACUGUACCACCUAUGGAACAAAGACUUAUGACGAUUCGAGACAGUGGAGAAUUCCCUUGGGUUUGUGUUUCGCGUGGGCCAUUCUUUUGGUUUCUGGUAUGCUUUUGAUGCCUGAAUCUCCUCGUUACUUGAUUGAAAAGAACAAGAUUGAAGAAGCUAAAAAGUCUAUUGCCAGAUCCAACUCUACCACCCCAGACAAUCCCGCUGUCUACACUGAAGUGCAAUUGAUCCAAGCUGGUAUCGAGAGAGAAAAAAUUGCUGGUAAUGCUUCGUGGACUCAAUUGAUCACCGGUAAACCCAAGAUUUUGUCAAGAGUUAUUAUGGGUAUUAUGUUGCAAUCUUUGCAACAAUUGACUGGUGACAACUACUUCUUCUACUAUGGAACAACCAUCUUCAAAGCUGUUGGUUUGCAAGAUUCUUUCGAAACCUCGAUUAUUUUGGGUGUGGUCAACUUUGCUUCUACCUUCCUUGGUAUCUAUGUCAUUGACCGUUACGGAAGAAGAAAGUGUUUGUUAACCGGUUCCGCGUGCAUGUUUGUCUGUUUCAUCAUCUACUCGGUUUUGGGUUCGGUUAACUUGUACAACAAUGGUUAUGACGACUUGACUGAUACCAACAAACCCACCGGAAAUGCCAUGAUUUUCAUCACCUGUCUUUACAUCUUUUUCUUUGCAUCCACUUGGGCCGGUGGUGUGUUCUGUAUCGUGUCUGAGAGUUACCCAUUGAGAAUCAGAUCAAAAGCUAUGUCGGUGGCUACCGCAGCCAACUGGUUGUGGGGUUUCUUGAUUUCGUUCUUCACUCCAUUCAUCACUUCGGCUAUCCACUUUUACUAUGGUUUUGUCUUUGCUGGGUGUUUGUUGUUCUCCUUCUUCUACGUCUUCUUCUUUGUCCGUGAGACCAAGGGUUUGACUUUGGAGGAAGUGGAUGAAUUGUACUCUCAAGAUGUGCUUCCAUGGAAGUCAUCUUCUUGGGUUCCUCCAUCUGCCAAGCAAAUGGCAUUCGACAUGGGAUACGCCGAAUCUCAAAAAGCAGAACAAGAACAUAUUUAA